Cinara cedri is the source of this 1898-nucleotide messenger RNA. The record is from the annotation of a GenBank genome assembly. NCBI's taxonomy places the organism in Eukaryota, Metazoa, Arthropoda, Insecta, Hemiptera, Aphididae.
AUGGAGUGCAUUCAUUUAUCUAAGAAAUUUCAAGCAACUCGCUGGAAAACUUCAUCGGAGCAAUUGGACAUUAGUUACAAAAACGAUACUUCUUCUUGUGCUAAGUUUGGUAGACAUAAAAAUAAUUUUUGUGCAUACCUAUUUGUUUUCUGGUAUACAGUAUCCCAUGAAAUAUAUUUGUAAUAUCUCCAGAAAUAAUAAUUAUUAUCAAAUUCUUCUUUUAUUAUUAGUACUCACGGAGAUAAAGAAUCCAAAUAUUUAUAUUGCAAUUAAUUUUUUAAGCUUUGAUAAAAAAAUUUAAAAAAUAACUUUUUAUUUUACAGUUUUUGAAAAAUUUGAAGAUAGCCAUUUUAUAGAGUUUUUUUUUUUUAAAAAUAUUUUACUUAAAUUAUAAAAAUUAAUUGCAAUAUCAAUAUUUGUAGUCCUUAUCCCUGUGAGUAAUGUAAAAAAUAAAAAAAAAAAUGUGAUUAUCUUAUUCAUCUCCGAAGAUAUUACGAUGGGUAAUCUUGAGUAAUCAAUGGGACACCCUGUAUGAUAAGUAGGUCGUUAAAUUACUAUAUUAUAUGUUAAAUUGUAAAAAUAAAAUGACUGAAGAAUGAAGAUUAAACAAAUGUUCAUUGUUAAAUGUCUGUUCUGUUAUUUUACAUAUCGUUUGUUUUAUUAUAUUGUAUCCUCUAUUUUAAAAGUCAAUUAAUUUAAAAUUAUUUUAUUGGGUAAUUAUUGCCACUUAAUUUAGAAAAUUUAAUAUACGAAUGUGAUUUAAUUUAAUUUUAUAUUAUUUAUGUACUAUUAUUGUUUAUAUUGUGCUGUUGAAUAUUAUGAACACAUAUUUAUAAAAAAAAAAAGUAUUAUGUCCACUGAGUUAAGUCCAGGACAUGUCAUUUUCUGCACUAAAUAUCUCAAUAAAUUACUGCAACAACUCGGUUCUUAUUCAGAUCUUAUUAUUACCAGCCAACAGUUUUUCAUUCCGUUAUUUAUUAAUGCCAUUUUGAGUCGAUCGGUUUCUAAGUUUGUGUUGUAAAAAUAUUAUACAAAUAAAAAAAAUUGCAGAGCGAGGACAUGUCCAACAAUAAUUUAAAACUGUUACCAGUGGUGUGUUCAUAUUAGUUUACGAAAGUUUAGUCUUGCUUAGACAUAUUUUUUUUUUGUGUCUUCUGUGAAAUUUAAUUUUAAAGAUAAUUCUCUUUUCUAAAAUUAGUGAUUUAUAUAUUCUCUUACAUAGACUGUAGACUUUAAGUUAACUUAUAAAACUAAGAGGUUAUAAUACAGUGGUAAUGCGAGAAUUUUUUAUAAGGGAGGGCCAAUUGGGUGCUAUUUAAUUUUUGGUAGGGCCGAAAGAAAUAUUAAUUUUAUAACUGAAGUAUACCCAUAGUUACAAAAUAGGCUAUAACAAGCUAAUAUAAGUCAGGGGUGGAUUCAGAUUUGUAUUAAGAGCAGAAGAAGGUAAAGGAGAAAGUCGAAUAGUGCAUAUUCAAAAAAAUAAGUAUCUAAUUAUGUGUGCGUGACUGUGUGUGUAUUUAAAAUAAUUUAUACGAAAUAAUUUUGUUAUUGUGUUAAAUACAACAUUGUUAUCGAUUAAUAUAUACCAAAUAGUAAACUUAUAACUAAUAGGUACUGAUGACCAAAUGAUUAAAAAAUAAAAACACGCGUAAUCAUUAAAUUUAAAACAAAAUCUAGUCGUCUAUUGGAUUUUGCAAGCACGUCGAUCACAUCCUCAGAAUUCAUUAUGUCACGAUACGAAUGUAAUGAAGACAGUCAAUCGAUCUUCCAAUAUCCACGAUCUUAUGCGUGUUUUUAUUCACCGUAAAGAUGAUGAAUUGCGUUUCGCUGAUGCAGUGGUCGCUGGUAAUGUUUCCAGUAUAUUUGAAAAAAUAUUGAUUCGAGGAAAGCAAUCUUAG